Molecule: messenger RNA, 888 nt
Organism: Cannabis sativa
Lineage: Eukaryota; Viridiplantae; Streptophyta; Magnoliopsida; Rosales; Cannabaceae
Exons: 1
Coding region: 1-888 (295 amino acids)
Source: RefSeq, a predicted model, not a curated record
AUGGAGUGGAGAUUUUUAGAAGAAAUUUUAUAUGCUUUUCAGUUCCCAGUUCAUUUCAUUAAGAAAAUUAUGAUCUACAUCACUACUCCUAAAUUUUCUCUGCUUUUCAAUGGAUCCUUGCAUGGAUUCUUCGAGGCUAAGAGGGGCCUCAGGCAGGGAGAUCAUAUGUCACCCCUUCUAUUUGUGUUGGGUAUGGAAUACCUCAGUAGAAUUAUGAAGACAAUAGGUGAUAAAGAAGAAUUUCAUUUUCAUGAAAUGUGUGGGGGAUUAAAGAUUAACCACUUUAGUUUUGCAGACGAUGUCCUUCUCUUUUGUAAAGGUAAUUUUAAGAGCAUCUAUUUGUUACUAAAGAGCCUCAAGUUAUUCUCAAUGACCUCGGGUCUUCACCCUAAUAAACAUAAAAAUGCAAUUUAUUGCAGUGGAAUGGGAGAAGAGGAAAUAAGAAGGAUAAUGGAUGCUUCAGGUUUUCCAAGAAGCAACAUUACAUUUAAAUACCUCGGAGUACCUAUUUGUGCCAAAAAAAUAUCAUCCACUGAAUGUUUAAUCCUAGUAGAGAAGAUGAAAACUAGAAUUAGGGUGUGGAGCACAAGGAAUUUGUCCGUUGCUGGAAGAACAAUGCUAAUUCAGUCGGUACUAUUGAUAAUUCACACUUAUUGGAGCCAGAUUCUUAUCCUUCCAAAAAAAGUAAUAAAAGAAUUAGAAAGUAUAUGCAGAAGCUUCUUAUGGACAGGGAAAAACAACAUGAAUGGGCCAAAUAAUAUUGCUUGGGAGAAGCUAUGCAAGACUAAAAAAGCUGGAGGAAUUGGGUUUCUAGACAUUGGAAAGUGGAAUCAAGCUAUUGUGCCGAAACAUGUUUGGGCAGUAGCUACAAAGAAGGACAACCUAUAG